AUGGCGGAAAGCAAGAUUGCCUCGACCACGCCGCUAGCCACUAUUCCUGCGCCCAUCGCUGGCAGUGAACAAGCCGGCCCCCUUAAGACAGAUGCCACCGCUGCUGUCAACAGUUCUUCUAUUAACGGCGCCGGCGAGCAGCUGCCCUGUCAAUGGGCCGGCUGCACUGAAAAGUCUCCUACCGCCGAGGCCCUCCACAGGCAUGUCUGCGACCGCCAUGUUGGCCGCAAGAGCACUAACAACCUCAACUUGACUUGCCAAUGGGGUACCUGCAAUACCACCACUGUCAAGCGUAAUCAUAUCACCUCCCACAUUCUUGUUCAUGUACCCCUCAAACCCCACAAGUGCGAUUUCUGCGGCAGGGCCUUCAAGCGUCCCCAGGAUCGGAAGAAGCAUGUCCAGACCCACGCUGACAAUUCAGAGAUCCGGUCUCCUGAAUCCGGCAUAAAGCACCCCGAUAUGAUGUUCCCGCGAAGCUCGACAGGUUAUGCUGCCGCUACUCACUACUUUGAGAGCCCUCUCAAUGCCGUCAAUGGCGGAUAUACACAUGGAGCACCGCAGUACUACCAGCCACACAAUCACCUUCAUCCCGCAAACCCGCAUUCCUACGGUAAAUUAUGCUCUGCCUUGGACCAUGGACAAGAUGGAAGCCAUAACUACGGCCGAAAGCGUGGCUACGAUGCACUGAACGAGUUCUUUGGCGACUUGAAGCGCCGCCAGUUCGACCCUAACUCCUAUGCUGCGGUCGGCCAGCGUCUGCUGGGACUGCAGACUUUUCAGCUUCCCAUUUUGAAUGGCCGUUUGAGUGAAUACGAGCAUAUGCCUGCGUCUGUCGCGGUCGGCUACGGCGGCGGUUACAGACCCAGUGGUUCCCAGGCUCCUGGCUAUCACCUUCCUCCUAUGUCCAGUGUUCGGACUAAGAACGACCUGAUCAACAUCGAUCAGUUCCUCGAGCAAAUGCAGAACACCAUUUACGACAGUUCUGAGAACAUAGCUGCUGCUGGUGGCACCCAGACCGGUGCUCACUACAUACUCGGUGGCAUGAACUACCGUGCUAUCCACUCUCCUCCGCUCCAGCUCCCGGCAAGCCACGUCACUGCGAGCUCCCAGGCCGCCCCCAUGAUGGCCGCUUCGGCCUCCCCGUUCGUCCGUACCUCUGCUCUGACCCCACCUCCCAGCGCACAGUCAUAUACCUCGCAACGCUCUCCGAUCUCCAUGCAUCACGUCCAGCGCGUGUCACCCCCUCACGAGAGCGGCGGUGGCAUGUACCCUUGUCUGCCGUCGGCCACUGUCGCCGACAAGAUUCCUACAGACUACCCGACCGCGCCAAGUAGAGCACUGCCAUCCGCCCUGGGCGGAGCACACGACCACAACGACCGUCGCUGCUACACCGGCGGCACCCUGCAACGCGCCCAACCGGCCAAGCGAGCUGCUACCAAGAGCUACAUGGGUAUUCUGCAGGAUAGCAAGUAUGACGGUAAACGCUCUUCCAUCAAGGUGCAUCUCGCUCUCCACAUCUCGGGGAGCUUGCCCGUUCGGCACCCUAGCACUUCACCCGAGCCCAACCUGGAAGCAGCCCAGCGGGAUGUCAGUGUCGCCUGGGUGGAGAAGGUUCGUCUCCUUGAAAACUUGCGUCGCCUCGUCUCCGAGCUGUUGGAGGCUGGCAGCUUCAAUGCAGGGAUUAGAGGACAGAGCUCCUCUGCCUCUACUUCUCCGACCCCAGAACUCGAUUUCAUGGACGGUGUUGAGACAGGGACUGCGUGUGUCUCUACCGAGCAGACCAAGGAGGAGCCCUUCAGGCGUAAAAGCGAGGCAGUCUUAUAUCCCAUGUUACGUGAUGUAUGA
This is a messenger RNA of Penicillium samsonianum, 1845 nucleotides long. RefSeq names its product C2H2-type zinc finger protein. Bases 1 to 1845 code for a protein of 614 amino acids. The transcript has 3 exons. Gene Ontology annotation, biological process: positive regulation of transcription by RNA polymerase II. Gene Ontology annotation, cellular component: nucleus. The record is from RefSeq and is a predicted model, not a curated record. Lineage: Eukaryota; Fungi; Ascomycota; Eurotiomycetes; Eurotiales; Aspergillaceae.